Messenger RNA from Saxophila tyrrhenica, 1797 nucleotides. RefSeq lists its product as uncharacterized. Gene Ontology annotation, molecular function: transmembrane transporter activity. The record is from RefSeq and is a predicted model, not a curated record. The transcript has 2 exons. Gene Ontology annotation, biological process: transmembrane transport. Gene Ontology annotation, cellular component: plasma membrane. NCBI's taxonomy places the organism in Eukaryota, Fungi, Ascomycota, Dothideomycetes, Mycosphaerellales, Extremaceae. Bases 1 to 1797 code for a protein of 598 amino acids.
AUGCCCACCUGGCCCUGGAACUGGGACUGGACGUGGUGCAAAGAGCCCGUCGCCUCGCCCAGCAUCCGGCCCAUCGACCCCCCCGACGGCCUCGCCGCCCUCAGGGAGAUCAACGAGCCCCAUCCCGCCAACCCGCUCGUCAACCCCGCGGACCCCAACGACAAGCGGCGCGUCCUCACCCGCAAUGACCCUGUCGCGUACAAGGCGCUCGGCUACGGCAAGAAGUGGUAUGAGAAAUGGGCCAUCCUCACCGGCGUCUUCGUCGUGCAGUUGAGCAUGAACUUCAACGCCGCCGCGUAUGGGAACGCGGGCGAGGGGAUGAAGGAGAAAUUUGGCGUCUCUCAGUCUCAGGUUAAGCUCGGGCAGAUGUUGUUCCUCGUCAUGUAUGCCUUUGGCUGCGAGCUCUGGGCCCCGUGGUCCGAGGAGCUGGGGCGAAAGUACGUGAUGCAGGGGAGUCUGCUCUUUGUGAACGCCUGGCAAGUCGGAUGCGCGCUGGCGCCGAACUUUGCCACUAUCCUCACCUGCCGCGCGCUCGGGGGUCUGAGCAGCGCCGGCGGCAGUGUGACGCUGGGAAUUGUCUCAGAUCUGUACGAGCCCGAGGAGCAGCACUAUGCGGUUCUGUACGUGGUGCUGUCGUCCGUGGCUGGCAGUGUCAUUGGGCCGAUCGCCGGAGGCUUUAUUCAGACAUAUCUGACUUGGUACUGGGUCUUCUGGGUCCAAUUGAUCUUCGGCCUUGUUGCUCAGGCAGUCCAUUGCGGCCUUGUACCCGAGACGAGAGAGCAUUGCCUUUUGGAUGAAGAAGCGCAGAGGCGUCGCAAGGCCGGCGAGGACCCCAAAAUCUACGGCCCCAACGAAAUCAGAGGCUCCUUCUCCAAGCGCACCGACUUCAAACAAAUGCUGGCCCUGAUGUGGCGCCCGUACAAGCUCCUCGCCACGGAGCCCGUCAUCCUUUUCCUCUGCCUGCUGUCUGGCUUCAGCGACGCCCUCAUCUUCAUCGGCCUCGACUCCUUCCCGCUCGUCCUCGGCCAGUUCAACUUCACCGUCAUCGAGAUCGGCCUCUCCUUCAUCUCCCUCCUCGCCGGCUACAUCAUCGCCUACAUCAGCUUCCUGGUCGUCUACGGAUACGAGGGCCGUCAGAAGAAGAAAGGGAAGCAGUACACUCCCGAACGUCGUCUGUGGUGGCUCCUCUGGCUCGUCCCGCUGGAGCCCAUCGGUCUGGCAUUGUUCGGCUACGCGGCUUUCGGUCCACCCAAAGUACACUGGUGGGUCGCGAUGCUCGGGGCGGCCUUCAUCGGCAUCGCCAACUUCGCCAUCUACAUGGCCACCAUCGACUACAUGAUCGCGGCCUACCAUCCCGUCGCCGCCUCCGCGACCGGUGGCAAUGGCUUCUGCCGUGACUUCCUCGCAGGUCUCGCAGCGCUCUUCACCGGUCCGUUCUACAAGGAAAUCCGACCGGGAACGAAGUGGCAGUUCUCGAGCCCGACGUUCAUCCUCUGCGGGAUCGGCACGCUGUUGUGCGUGCCGGUCUUCGUCUUCUACUUCUUCGGCGAGUGGUUCAGGAACCGGAGUCCGUAUGCCACCCAGAUCGAGAAGGAGCGCGAGGAGGACAGGGAGGCGAGGGAGCACGCCAUCAUCGAGAGCAGAAAGGUGACGCCGAAAUCAACGCCUGCAGCAUCGCGGGCGUCGUCUCCGGCGAGGGCGGGGAGAGUGGACCGUGGCGGGAGGAUCAUGGAGAUGAUGAGGCUGCGACCUAAGAAGGAGCCCAUCGACAUAGGCAUCGAGGAGCUUGAAAUAUGA